Molecule: messenger RNA, 818 nt
Organism: Periconia digitata
Lineage: Eukaryota; Fungi; Ascomycota; Dothideomycetes; Pleosporales; Periconiaceae
Source: the annotation of a GenBank genome assembly
CUGUUUUUUCGUCGCUCUGGCCUCUAGUAUAUCGACUGAACAAAAUGCACAGCUGAGCCCAUUAGCUAACCUGCGAAGAUUGGCUUCAGCUUCAGUAAUUUCGAUUGAAAAUCCAGUAGUUAUCCUUCGCCUUCCGUAUAUUCGCCAGAGUAGAGGAUGUGGUGUAGGUCCAGACGUGAUUAAUCUUUAUCGUGGUAGUUCUCCUGUACUGAGGAAGAGAAGACGCUGAUUGCUCGAAGAAGAGUUCGUCGAUAUAUGACAGCGUCGCGUUUUUGGAUGUUGAGUAUAUAGAUGAACUACCUAGGUACUUAACACGACCCAUGCACAACUGCGCCGCAUGUGGUGUGCAAUAGAAGCACGUCAAAACAGGGCCAUGCGCAACCCUCGUAUGAUAUUAAGAGCUAGUAUACGGAGACGUCCAAUCGAUCUACAUCCCCCAGUAACUCUAAUCGCACCCCAAAAACUCACUCUCCUCGCCCCCACCCCACACCGAUCCAGCAUGUCAUCGCCUUCACACCUCCUAACCGUAUCUAGAAAAUCUUGCUAGCGUUCUUCAUAUUCACCCAAUCAUAUUACAUAUAAGAGAAGCACUAGGCCGAAAACUUAUAAGUUCGCUAGUCCCAUUUCAAUGCUCACUCUUCCGUUCGUAUAUGCACGGUGAGGCUGUACAUAUUGCCUGCUUUCGAUGCAGGAGUAAAGGAGUCUAUCAGAGGAAGGGUCGCAAAAGCUUAACUUCACUACAAAUUCUACUAGGUUUUCGUAUUCCAGCGUGUAAAAUCCGCAUCGCAGAAUCCGACACGCAUACCGGGGUCCGCUAA